Messenger RNA from Melampsora larici-populina 98AG31, 1467 nucleotides. RefSeq lists its product as uncharacterized. The record is from RefSeq and is a predicted model, not a curated record. Bases 1 to 1467 code for a protein of 488 amino acids. NCBI's taxonomy places the organism in Eukaryota, Fungi, Basidiomycota, Pucciniomycetes, Pucciniales, Melampsoraceae. The transcript has 8 exons.
AUGGCUUACUAUGUACUCGUUGCUGGCAUUGAUCCAGGUUGGCCAAAGUUCAGCCUGGAUCAAUGCCAGCACCUUGUUAACGAGGCUGCUGUCAUAGAAGGGCUUUCAAGUGAUGACGGUUGGUCCCGAGCCUUGUCAAUCUGGGAUCCCACGUUAGAAGGAUGGUGUACCCUUUCGAUUGAUGUCCUUUCCCGUUUUCCCUCCGCACCCCGUCAAAUCCUGGUCAGACGCGCCCAACUCAAGGAUGAAGACUGUCACCGUUUCUACCACUUCCUCAAAUCCACCUACGAUACGGAUACAGCGACUUCCUUUGCGACAGUGGGAACAACUGGACCACCUAUGGCUGCCGCAGGGCCCUUGGCUUUGAAGGGAACACUUGCCUCUUCUCCGAUAUCAGGAUUGGUCAAAGACGAUGAUGAAAUCAUUGUCGUCGGUGAAGUGGGACCCUCUUCAACGGCAGAGCAGCUCCCGGCCAAAACAACCCCAAACCACAUGAACGACGAAGCGGUCCAAUCUCAUCUCUUGGAAUGGCUACAGUUGUUGAAAACUGUGCCGAGGCUACGUGCGUGGGACCGGAUGUUUGCCGCCCGGUUCAAGAGAGGAGACAGGACAGUUUAUCGGCACGCCAAAUGGCUAGACGCCCUUGGGGAAGACAGGCUGCGGGAAUGGGAGCAGCUGCAGAUCAGUCAUUCCAAACCAGUCACGAUCGGAGCUCUUCGCCAAAGUUUUCAUAAGGAAUAUCUUGCAGCUUCCAAACAGCCACAGCCAGACCCAACCGUUAAAAAACGCAAAUUGGGUGAACAACGAUCUAAAUGGAUCAUCAAGUUGUCUCUCUGUAACAUCCGUCUGUGCCAUUGCGAUACAAUCAACCGGAAAUCUGGCUUAGUACAAGUCCAAUCGUCUAGCAAAAAGAUGAUUUUCACAGGGAAGUACACGCUUGAAUGCCAGCGUUUUAGAGAAGGCAAUUAUGACCACAAGUCUCUUUACCCCUGGGGACUAACUACAAGCAGAACAAAUGGUGCCAUGAAACAAGCCAGGGGCGCUACCUUGUCUAAUCUUUACCAACACCCUUUCUUUACCUCCCACUCUCACGCCCUCAAAUAUCAAUCAACUUCACUCUGUCAACUACGAUUCAGUCCCCACCAUCCAUCUUCGUAUUUCUCAUUCAUCCACGUAGUCGAGCGCAAUCACUUCUUCCAGUUAUUAUGGAUCCAGCUGAAGAAAUCACCGCCCCACCAACGUCCUCAUUCACCCUUGCCACACCGGCCUCGCCUGACCCAUCUGAGCAAGACCCAGACGAACAAAGCACCCCCGUUGCCGAACAGAUUGGUCAACCCCCAACCAUCACCUUGCACUAUGUUUGCGGAUUUGACCCCUCAGGCCUUUCUGCGGUUAGCAGUUCCUACGAUACGCACGAGUUUGGUCAACGGGGUCUUCCCAUCCUGGUACCAUCCAACGUUGCCUUAG